Messenger RNA from Anguilla anguilla (European eel), 1797 nucleotides. RefSeq names its product chromosome 13 C1orf50 homolog (gene c13h1orf50). Bases 122 to 688 code for a protein of 188 amino acids. The transcript is spliced from 5 exons. Lineage: Eukaryota; Metazoa; Chordata; Actinopteri; Anguilliformes; Anguillidae. The record is from RefSeq and is a predicted model, not a curated record.
CCUCGAAACACCGUACGGUUUGCUUGCUGGAUGAAGUUUGUUACAAAAUUGUCCUGCAAGCAAGCUGAAGUACAUAGUGAAACACAUCUCAUAUGCUUUGGGUAUUUGCGGGUAAAUAAAAAUGGAAAAGACUAUUAGCUUGCCAAAUCAACUUAACAAAACCACUCCGGUUACCCUGGUGGAGACCACCAGCACUCCGUGUGGCGUGGAGCUAGUGAGCUCCUACCAGACGAACAGAGUCGGGGAUCCUAUGGACCUCAUUGCACUGGCACAGCAAGUGCAGAAGGGAGAUGAGUUUAUCAGGGCCAAUGCCUGUAACAAAUUGACCGUCAUUGCUGAUCAAAUAAGGUACCUUCAGGAGCAAGCAAGAAAGGUGUUGGAAGAUGCGAAGAAGGAUGCUGAGCUGCAUCAUGCAGCCUGCAAUGUGGUCAAGAAACCCGGGAACAUGUAUUACCUUUACAUGCGCGAGUCAGGACAGCGGUAUUUCUCCAUAAUCUCCCCUCAGGAAUGGGGACCCGGCUGCCCGCACAAGUUCCUCGGCGCCUAUAAGCUUCAGUACGACAUGUCUUGGACGCCUCUGGAGGACGUGGAAAAAAGAGACGCAGAAAUCGGCAUCAUGGACAAGCUGUUAAACCAGCAGACUGCCCUGCCUCCUGCGUCGGAGCCCAACUUUCAGGGGCUGUCCUAAGACUGAACGUCCGUGACCGAGAACCAACUGCCUUCCGUUACUAUCGGGACUUUAAGGGGUAUUAAUUAUGUUUUUUUUUUUUUUUAAAGAAUAACUGUGCUUACUGGACGUGCUGCUACCAAACUACUGAAUCUGACAUUUGUCACUCACAGUGAACUUUGAUCGGCCCUUGCGUACAACUUGGGUUGUGUUCUUUGUUACGAGCGUAGUCAGGGACUAUUUCAUAACAGUCCUCAGACUGUGCCAGGUUUAGUGGAAAAUGUCAAAAGUUACAAAAUGAAAGAUUUCAAUGUCUUAUCCAGACAACUUAUGUUAGCAAGCCAAAUCAUACCUUUGAUACAUAAUUUAGGCUUUGAACUUUAUGUAGUUUUCUAAAUCAGUAAUCAGUAAAGUCUUCCAUCUUCUUCACAAACAAUGUAAUAAUGACAAAUGGUAUUUAAAAUUAAAUAUGUAUAACAUUCAAAAUUUAAGAAAGCCAGUGAAGACCUGUUCAAAAUCAGAAAUCCUACCAUUUGUGUCUGCGUUUCAGUGCUCAUACUUUUGUUGUUUGCAGCGUUUCCUAAACAGUUGAGUUAUCUCAUCAGGUUUGAGGAGGGUUCAAAUGAGGAACAGAAUGGUUGUCCAGGACAAGUUUGAACCUUUGAAUUCAGGAUAAACAACUAUGAAUCAGUUUAUAAUCCUCCAAUGUAUUUCAUCUGCUGUAUAAAUAUCUAUAUAAGUUUCCAUUCAAAUGUGGGGGAAAAAAAUACUGUCUGUAAUUUAUGCUCAAAUACUUUUUUUUAAUUUCUGGGAUUGGGUUUUAAUUGCUUUUAUUUAAGGAAUCGUUUUUUGAAAUGCCAAUUGCAGCUUUAUCUGAACCAGCUAUGAAGGCAGCAGUGCAAUGUUUUUAUCUGAGUGUCCCCAAUUGGUGCCAGAUUUAAUCCAGAAUAUUACGUUAGGCUUUUUCUGCCAAUUUAUAUUUGAGGAAGUACUCAUGGAUUACUUGAAAUGUUGUAGCAAUUAUAUUUAUUCUCUUAUUAAAUGUUUUAAUGUGAUUCAAUGAAUGAAAUUUACAGAGCCAUCAGAUGAGAGUAAAACAUCUAAUAUCAAAUAAAAUGACUGAAAUUCAA